UGAGAGCAGCGCAUGCGCACACCGAAUUCAGAAAAACUUUCAUAUCCCUCACGCGUACUUGUUUGCCGCUUUCAAUCACAUCAGUCCCAGGAGCACCUGGACUGGACCGAGGCGGCAGAAAAACACGACACGACACGACACGACAGAAAAAGGUCAAAUCUCUGAAAUGGAAAACACAAACCUUGUGAAUAAGGAGUUUGUAAGCGUAUGGGUACGAGAUCCUCAGGUACACAAGGAGGAUUUCUGGCACGCAUACAUCACCUAUGAGAUCUGCCUUCAUACCAAUAGCAUGUGUUUCCGGAAGAAGACCUCUUGUGUGAGAAGGAGGUAUAGCGAGUUUGUUUGGCUGCGUCAAAAACUACAGAACAAUGCUCUGCUUAUAGAGUUACCUAAACUACCUCCCGGGAAUCCUUUCUUCAAUCUCAAUAGUGAUUUCCAGAUCACUCAAAGGAUGCAGGGGCUGCAGCAGUUUCUUGAGGCAGUUAUACAGACACCAUUACUGCUGUCAGACAGUCGACUGCACCUGUUCUUGCAAUCGCAGCUGAGCCUUGCAAAAAUGGACGCGUGUGCGCAGGGACAGACACAUUACACGGUCGCUCAGGCAAUACAGCGAUGUGUCGGGUGUACCCGUUUCCCUGUGGAGGAACAGCAUCAAGAAGAAGACAGCAAAACAUGCUGUGACUCAGACUGUGAAAGUACAACGUCCUCUGGCUUGGGCAAUAGUUUAGGACGUGCCACACCUGUUGAGGAAGACUCUUCCUAUAAUGAAAGCUUUUCCCAUGAAUUUCAUGUCACGAACCCUGAGGCCGAACUCUGUAGCAGCCUGUCUUCAUCGCCUAGCAACCAGUAACAUGUGCACUCUUAUAUGAACUCAGUAGAUGUAUACAAACACAUCCACGCAUACUCUGACAAAGAGAGCUGCUGCCCAGUUGCUGCUUCGAGCCUCCAGAGUUAUAUUUGGAUGGACAUUGAAACAAAAAAGUUCUUGAUUACUGUUUUAUUACAUGUUGUGUUUGUGUUGUUUUGAUGUCUUUUAAAAAAAUACAGAGAUAUCUUUAUUUAAUUUUUGCGGUGGUUAUGUAAAAUAAUCCUUUACUAAAAGGCUGACCUGCAAAGGACAAAUGCCUAGUGAAUAAUAAGCAUUUUUCUUGAUACUGUCAUCGUGUGCCUGACAAAGUAGCUUUUUAAAAUGCUUUAAAUGUACCGAUGUGGUUUUGUUUAACUUUUUUUUUUUUUAUAUAUAUAUACAAAGUAAGCUGACAGUUCAUUACUUUAAAUGUUUCUUAAAAAUUCUUAUCACAUUAACAUUUCUAAAUGUUACUAUGAUAAGGGGACUGUAAAUUUGUGAAGAUAUAUAUUUUUAGGUACAUUUUUAUUGUGAUUCCGUGUAUAUUUAGCGUUAAAUUAAUAAAACCAAUUUUUAAUACUAGUUGUGAAUUUGUUGUUGAAAUGUAAAUGAUGGAGAUAGUUCUGUUACCUAAAGAUGAUAAUACAUUAUCUAAAUAAGGGCGUAAAUGCUAAAUAAUUUCGCAGAUGCAGAAAGAGAAUAGUUUCUGCUCAUUGAAGCCAAUAUCCAUUCAAUUCAUAAGAGUAACUAUAUAUACCAGAAAGUUCGAUCAGUUUAGAUUAAAAUUAUUACUAAUAUGAGGGGGAAAAAAUAAGGUAAAUAAGAGAAAGAUGGCUAUAGCCACAUUUACAUUUCCUUUGCAUGGACCACUUGUUUAAAAGAUUAAGAGUAGUUUGCUCUUAACCCGGUCACACAUGCUAAACGGUUGUCUUUUUUCAUCUCUCUUUCAUUCUGCACUCACACUGCAGCAUUUUUCAGUAUCUAAUUGUAGUUUAAGAGAGAUUAACUUCUCAAUAAAUGAGGGAUGAAGUUUUUGACAUAAAUGUUUGGUUGUAACCGCUGGACUGAUUGGGGGUUUGUUCGAUCUGCGUAGGUGUAAAUUCAUCAGCGUCUAGCAGCAGCCGAUAAACACUUUCAGUAUUGUCAUCCAGAUCACCAGACUCACAAAACCUCACCAAUCUCUGCCACUGCCAAUCACCAUCACUGUGGUACCAACUAAACCCACUUUCCUUUAUAUGU
This is a messenger RNA of Puntigrus tetrazona (Sumatra barb), 2086 nucleotides long. It is a transcript of the gene snx10a, whose product is annotated as sorting nexin 10a. The record is from RefSeq and is a predicted model, not a curated record. The transcript is spliced from 7 exons. Lineage: Eukaryota; Metazoa; Chordata; Actinopteri; Cypriniformes; Cyprinidae. The coding region runs from base 167 to 850 and encodes 227 amino acids. Gene Ontology annotation, biological process: intracellular protein transport. Gene Ontology annotation, molecular function: phosphatidylinositol binding.